AUGGGCAAGCUCAUUCCCAAUGCGUUCAACCUGUUGGUGGUCAUUUACGUGGCCCUGGGUUCAACAGCAUGUUCGUAUGGCAUGGCCAUCAUCGGCUCGACUAUCGGCCAACCUAGCUUCUACACUUCCUUGGGCCUCGCGCCGCCUGAUGAAGAAGGAUACGCUCGCACUGCGGGUUUCAUUGGUGGAUUCAAUGGCGUGAAUUGCGCCGGUUCGGCUAUCGGUUGCUUGCUCUGCACGUACUGCGCCGACAAGUACAGUCGCAAGCGAACAAUCCAAGGUGCUGCUGUCGUCCUCUGCAUGGGUGCGGCGUUGUGCGCUGGUUCCGUAAACAAUGCGAUGUUCUUGGUCGGAAGAAUCAUCAAUGGAUUGGGUAUCGGUGCUCUCGUCGCUGCCAUCCCAAUGUACCAGGCUGAAGUGUCGACUCCCGAGUCUCGCGGCUUCAUGGUCUCGAUGCACGGAGUCAUGUUCGCCAUGGGCUAUACCCUAUCUGCAUGGCUCGGCUUCGGCAUGUACUUUAUCACAGCGGGUGGCUCAACUUCUUCGUUCCCGUGGCGCUUCCCAAUGCUCCCAUUCUCACCUCGCUGGCUCCUCAUGCAAGACCGCCACGAAGAAGCCCACGACGUUUUGAUGAAACUCCACCGCGACAAGACCGAUCCCCACGACGUCGUAGCGCGCAAGGAGUUUUACCAGAUGAAGAAGCAGGUGGAGAUGGACCGUCUCAUCAAGCAGAGCACGUCCAAGUUCGAGCUCUUCAAGACGCCAGCCAACCGUCGACGUGCCCUGGUUGGCUUCGUCCUCAUGUGGAAUAACCAGUUUACCGGAGUUCUGAUCAUCGCCAACUACGGCGUCAUUUUGUACGGAGCGCUGGGUAUGGACGGAUAUAUGCCGUUGCUCCUGACCUCGCUCUGGGUCACCUCGACUUUCCCGGGGAACAUCUUCUGUGCCUUCUUCGUUGAGAAGUUUGGCCGGCGCACCUUCUUGCUCAUUGGUUUGACCGGGAUACUCGUCGCUUUGAUCUGCGAGACAGCGUUGCAAGCACAGUUUCUGGGGACCAACAACAAGGCUGGACAGAACGCUGCCAUCUUCUUCAUCUUCUUGUAA
This is a messenger RNA of Saxophila tyrrhenica, 1104 nucleotides long. RefSeq lists its product as uncharacterized. The transcript has 4 exons. Gene Ontology annotation, cellular component: membrane. Gene Ontology annotation, biological process: transmembrane transport; carbohydrate transport. The record is from RefSeq and is a predicted model, not a curated record. Gene Ontology annotation, molecular function: carbohydrate:proton symporter activity. NCBI's taxonomy places the organism in Eukaryota, Fungi, Ascomycota, Dothideomycetes, Mycosphaerellales, Extremaceae. Bases 1 to 1104 code for a protein of 367 amino acids.